CAUUGCUAGUGACGUCCCCAUAUUGAUUGCUUGUUGACGUUCGCCUGGCCUGUAAAAGUCAUGUAGGUGCGCUUAUCAGUGAGGAAAAAAGAGAAACAACAAAAUAAAUACUCGCAAAAGCCGCAGUGCAUUAGAUGUGAAAUUUCUGAAUGAAUUGAAUAGAAAAGUUAUCCGCAAAACAUCUGUUAUGGCCGUUUAAUCAAGAGUGACCCAAAAUGAUGGCAGCUACCUAAGGUGGAACACAGGUUUUAGAUAAUGAACGGUUUUAGUACUGGAGAGGAAGAUUCACGAGGUCCCACGGACCAGAUUUGCUGUCUUAUUGAUGCAGGGGAGAGGUGCGUUAAAUCUGCCGGCAACGCUUCUUAUAGUAAAAGAAUACAGAAGACCGUGACCCAGAGGAAACUCAAUCUGUUGUUGGAUAACGCUGCAAGACAUAUUUAUAUUUGUGAUUUUCACAAGAUGAUCAUUCAGUGUGCGAGGACGAAACGCCGAAGGAAAGAGUCUGAAGAGGACAGCAAUGAAACUGACACGGAUAUCCCUGAGGUGGAUCUUUACCAUCUGCAGGUGAAUACCUUAAGGAGGUACAAAAGACAUUAUAAGGUACCUACUAGGCCUGGUCUGAAUAAGGCGCAGCUUGCCGAUAAUCUUAUGAAACACUUUAAAACCAUACCGGUCAAGGAAACCGAUGUGGUCACCUUCUUUAUCUACACGGUCAAAACAAACGGCAAUAAGCUGGAUCAGAAGAAUGGUUUAAACAAUAGCGACACAACCUAGAGAUGGAUAUUUAAUGUUUGUAAUAAGUUUUAGAAUAAAGCUUUUUUUCUUGAAAGUGCAAAUUGUACGAGCACCUAUUGUUCAUGACAGAAAUUUUUUUGAAGUUGUAGAAAAUGUUUUUGUGGUACAUUUUUAGAAAAUAUUAUCUUCUAUUUUACACUCUGAUAUGAUUUUCUUAUGCAAAACAUGAUGCAUCAAAAUGCUAAAAUAAAACAGUCUAGAAUCUAAUUAUUGUAAUGUCGUAGCUUUAAUUUAAGAACUAUAAAUGGAUGCAAUUCAAAUAAAAUUAUUUUUAUAAUUUAUAGAAUUAGUAAUAAAAAUGUGGUUUUGCAACUAAAUAAAAUCAGUGUCACGUUGAA
Molecule: messenger RNA, 1133 nt
Organism: Dendroctonus ponderosae (mountain pine beetle)
Lineage: Eukaryota; Metazoa; Arthropoda; Insecta; Coleoptera; Curculionidae
Gene: Sap30
Product: histone deacetylase complex subunit SAP30 homolog
Exons: 3
Coding region: 256-774 (172 amino acids)
Biological process (GO): regulation of DNA-templated transcription
Cellular component (GO): histone deacetylase complex
Molecular function (GO): protein binding; transcription coregulator activity
Source: RefSeq, a predicted model, not a curated record